Messenger RNA from Aureococcus anophagefferens, 711 nucleotides. RefSeq lists its product as hypothetical. The transcript has a single exon. The coding region runs from base 1 to 711 and encodes 236 amino acids. Lineage: Eukaryota; Pelagophyceae; Pelagomonadales; Pelagomonadaceae. The record is from RefSeq and is a predicted model, not a curated record.
AUGGUCGAGGGCUUGCACCAGCUCUUCGUCGAGCUCGACCCCGUGGGCUGCGUGAAAAAGGUCGACUACUACCUGCCCUGCGCCCUCGAGAUCGUCUCCAAGGUCGCGUCCCACGGCAUCAUCGCCGGGUCGGCCAUGCUCAAGCUGCCGCAGAUCGCCGCGAUCCUGGCGUCGCGGUCCGCGGCGGGCCUGUCGACGCUGUCCUUCGAGCUCGACGCGCUCGUCUUCGUCGCGUCCGUCGCCUACAGCUCCAAGCUCGGCUACGCCUUUAGCACCUACGGCGAGCAGGUCAUCGUCCUCGCGCAGAACGUCGUGCUCGUGGCGCUCGCCUACGCGUUCUCCGCGGGCGUCGGCGCGCGGCGCGCGGCCGCGGGCGUCGCCGCGGGCGCCGCGGCCGUCGCCGCCUGCGCUGCCGUGCCCGACCGCCUGCUCUGGCUCCUGUCGUCGGGCUCCAUCGCGGCGAACAUGGGGUCGCGCGUGCCCCAGAUCCUGGCGAACCGGCGCCAGGGCCACACGGGCCAGCUCUCGGGCGCGACGGUGAAGCUGAACGCGCUCGGCGCCUUCGUGCGCUUCCUCACGACGGCGCUCGAGACCGCCGACCCCGUGCUCCUCUUCGGCUUCGGCGCGUCGACGGCGCUCAACGUCGCGCUCCUCGUCCAGCUCCGCGCCUACCGCGCGAAGACCGCGGAGGUCGUCGGUAAGAAGGACUAG